Aedes albopictus (Asian tiger mosquito) is the source of this 1887-nucleotide messenger RNA. RefSeq lists its product as uncharacterized. Bases 1 to 1887 code for a protein of 628 amino acids. The record is from RefSeq and is a predicted model, not a curated record. The transcript is spliced from 2 exons. Lineage: Eukaryota; Metazoa; Arthropoda; Insecta; Diptera; Culicidae.
AUGAGGGAGCUUUCCGACGAUGAUGCGAGCGCGUUGUCGUAUUACUUGCCUCACCAUGCUGUUCUGAAGCCAGACAGCACGACUACGAAGCUGCGUGUCGUUUUCGAUGCUUCCUGCAAGACGUCCAUUGGAAUCUCUUUGAACGAUGCCCUAAUGGUGGGACCCGUAGUGCAGGACAUGAUCGUGGACAUCACACUCCGGUUCCGUACGCACCGAUUCGCCCUCGUAGGAGACGUCGCUAAAAUGUACCGCAUGGUGCUGAUGAAUGCAGCCGAUCAGCAGCUACAAAGGAUCGUUUGGAGAGACAGCGCUUCAGAGCCGAUCCGUACUUUCGCUCUCACGACAGUCACCUACGGUACAGCGUCCGCUCCAUACCUCGCAACGAAAUGUCUGCAGCGCCUAGCAGAUGAAGGUGAAAAGUCGCAUCCUGCAGCGGCAAAGGUCCUCAGAAAGGACUUCUACGUCGAUGAUAUGCUGUCCGGCGUAGACGACAUCGAAGAAGGGAAGACACUAGUUGGUCAGAUGGUAGAACUCCUGCAGUCUGCCGGAUUCUCCUUGCGAAAGUGGAAUUCUAACAGCAAAGAGUUGCUGUCAGCGGUGCCGGAGGGUUUGAGAGAUGAGCGCUCGAUUCUGGAGCUAGAUUCGUCUACCGCCGCCGUGAAAACGUUAGGCUUGACAUGGGAGCCUAGCACGGACUGCUUUCGAUUCAGUUCGCCAGCUUGGAAUGAGGCCGCGGAGAUUACGAAGCGUUGCGUCUUGUCUGAUGCGUCUCGACUGUUUGACCCGUUAGGACUGGUAGGUCCGGUAAUCAUCCAGGCGAAAAUCUUCCUUCAAGAUCUCUGGAAGCACGAUUGCGAGUGGGAUGAACCGCUUAGCUCGCAGCUUCAAGAGCAGUGGCGUGAGUACAGGCGAAAUCUAGCAGGCCUAGACGGGAUUGCAGUUCCCCGAUGGGUUGGAACGAGCCGUAGCACCGAAACGGUUGAGCUGCACGGAUUCUGCGACGCGUCGAACAAGGCAUACGGCGCAUGCGUGUACGUACGUACCGUGACAGCAGAUGGGAACGUGUCAGUUCACCUGCUGACCUCCAAAUCUCGGGUGGCUCCGCUCGAGAAUUUGAAGAAAAACAAGAAGUCGCUGUCAACACCCCGCCUAGAGUUGUCCUCGGCACUUCUCCUUGCUCACUUGUAUGAGAAGGUCGCCAAGAAUAUCAACGUCGUCACCAAGUGUCACUUCUGGACAGACUCGACGAUCGUCGUCUGCUGGCUUUCAUCGUCACCUGCGAGAUGGAAGCAGUUUGUGGCGAAUCGUGUCUCCGAAAUCCAGCACAUUACGAAGGGUAGCGUGUGGCAGCACGUCGCCGGUGAGGAUAACCCGGCGGACAUUAUUUCUCGAGGAAUGAGUCCAGCACAGCUUCAAUACGAGUCUCGAUGGUUUCACGGACCGAAAUGGUUGAUGUUGGACAACCAGUACUGGCCCAAUUCGGCACUGAUCGACGAGGGCAGUCUCGACCAGGCAGACUUAGAGGAGAAAGCGAUUGUCGCGACCCUCCCCGCCGUUUCCCCUAGUGAGAUCUUCGAACUUCGUUCGUCGCUGGUGGAUCUAGUUCGGCUGACUGUUCACAUUCGACGGUUCAAGUGGAAUUCAUCACCGGCAAAUCGGUCCUGUCGGAAAGUAGGCUGCAUCACGUCCCAGGAGUACGACGACGCAGUCAAGGAGCUGGUGAAGCUAUCGCAGCGGGAAAGCUUUCCACAGGAAUUCGCAGACAUCGCUCGACACGGGCAACUGAUCGGCGAUCGAGAGGCGAUCGCAGUGAAACCUAUCGAUUUGCUACCUGCUAGGUCCGACCGUUGCCUAGACCGAAACGGACCAAGAAAGAACGGGUGGUAG